AGAAAGUCAAAAGUAACUUCGUCCGUGUCGAGUUGUGAAGAAUAGAGAGAUAAUGGUAGGUACAUGUGAAGACUCCCCUCCCCAAACCACAAGUUGUGCCAGACUUUUUCUAUCUUAUGAGUUAUGUCUACUAUUUUAAUUCCUUCUCCACUUCCCACCUCCAAAACCCUCUUUCAGUCUUUUUACUCUCUCGGCCACCAUGUUAUAAUAAUCUUUCUCCGUUUAUCUCUACCCUCCACAAUUUCAAGCUCCACAAAUGCGUCAAAUAAACUUCAUGCCCUCUUUCUUCUCUCAUUGUUACCAUAUCAUUAUAAUCUUCUUUUCCCUUGUACCAAAAAAAUCCUUAGGUGCUGUGGACCCAUACUUCCAAGCCUGCAGUGUGCCCAAAACCUGUGGUGAUGGGCAAGCCAUAAGAUUCCCAUUCUACAUCCAAGACAAGCAAAACUACUCUUGUGGCUACCCUGGAUUCAACCUCUCUUGCAACAAUAAUGGCCAUCCAACUAUCCUCAUAUCCAAUAUCAAUUACACCAUCCAUGAAAUUUUCUACCAAAACGAGACGGUUAGAGUCUCAAACUCUGCCUUCUCCAAUCCAAACUCCAGUUGUAUACCUUCUAUAAACAGCAUAUCCCUUCCGGGUAGCCGGUUCGAUCUAGCACCAAACCAAACCAAUCUUUUUUUGUUUUAUAAUUGUAACUCUUCGGUGCAUGAGAGUUGGCCUUCAGAGUUUUAUCCUAGUUGUUAUGGCGAAAACGACGCCGUUCUGGUUCUGUCUGGACAGGACCCGAAGCUGAUCAGCAACGUAUCAAUGGAGUGCAAGUAUUCGGUUCUAGCACCGGUUGAAGCUUAUGGAGGUGGGAUUGCAGAGUCGUUGAGAAAUGGGUUUGUGCUAAAAUGGAAAGCCAGCAACUGUAGCAUUUGCGAGGAUAGUGGAGGGAACUGUGGGUUCGAUGAUAUUAUGUAUCAUUUCAAGUGCUUCUGCCCAGAUAGGCCUUAUGCUUGGAGCUGUACUAAUACUACUCGUCUUGAGUAUCUUCCUGGGAAUAACAAAAGGGUACUAGUGAUAGCAUUAGUCACUUCAUUUGCUGGAAUUGGAGUUCUGGUGGUUAUAAUCUGCUACUUCUUUGGAAAGCUCUCAUCUAAGAAAAUUAUUUAUUUUUGGAAGAAGGGAACUUUAACCUAUCAGAGUGUAGAGGCCUUUCUAAGGAAAAAUGAACCACUAGCAAUUAGAAGAUACAGUUAUUCAAAUAUAAAGAAAAUGACUAACUCCUUUAAGGAUAAAUUAGGACAAGGGGGCUAUGGUGGUGUAUAUAAGGGAAAGUUACAAGAUGGUUGUUUUGUUGCUGUGAAGGUUUUGAAAGAAUCAAAGGGCAAUGUAGAGGAAUUCCUUAAUGAGGUUGCAAUUAUUAGUAGGACCUCCCAUGUUAAUAUUGUCACUCUUAUGGGUUUUUGCUUUGAAGAAUCUAAUAGAGCUCUCAUUUAUGAGUUUAUGCCAAAUGGAUCUCUUGAAAAAUUCAUAUAUAAAGAAAAUACCUCAAUUGCUGACCGUCAAUUGGGGUGGGAAACAUUAUACAAAAUUGCAGUUGGCAUCGCUCAAGGAUUAGAGUACUUACAUAGAGGUUGCAACACACGAAUCUUGCACUUUGACAUAAAGCCUCAUAACAUUCUUUUGGAUGAAAACUUUUGUCCAAAGAUUUCUGAUUUUGGCCUUGCAAGAAUAUGCCCUAGAGACGAGAGUGUCAUAUCAAUGUUGGGAGCAAGAGGAACUGUAGGAUAUAUAGCUCCAGAAGUAUUUUGUAGAAAUUUUGGUGGGGUCUCUCAUAAGUCAGAUGUCUACAGCUAUGGAAUGAUGGUUUUAGAAAUGGUUGGGGGACGAAAGAAUUUUGAUGUUAGUGUUGAUUGUGUCAAUGAAAUAUAUUUUCCAUACUGGAUUUACAAGCGCAUUGAACUUGAUGAAGAACUAGGACUGCAAGGCCUCAUUAGCAAAGAGGAUGAAGAAAUUGCAAAGAAGAUGAUAAUAGUGAGUUUGUGGUGUAUACAGACUGAUCCCUCAAGCCGACCAUCAAUCAGUAAAGUGGUGGAUAUGUUGGAAGGAAGCCUCAGCUCCUUGCAAAUUUCUCCCAAGCCUUUCUUGUCUUCCCCACCAAGAACAACUGUAGAUUCUUCUACUGCAACAAUGUCAUUAUGAAAUGCAUCUCUGUUCUGCAUUUCUUUUAAUCUAUUGUAGAUGGCAAUGAACAUCUUUGUUAACUAUAUUGAUAUUGGACUUGUAGAUGAACAUCCUUUUAUGAUCACCUACAAUAUGAAUUUCUGGCAUUGUGGCUUCGACUAUGAAUUAGAAA
This is a messenger RNA of Quercus robur (English oak), 2339 nucleotides long. Its product is annotated as LEAF RUST 10 DISEASE-RESISTANCE LOCUS RECEPTOR-LIKE PROTEIN KINASE-like 2.5. Bases 257 to 2185 code for a protein of 642 amino acids. Lineage: Eukaryota; Viridiplantae; Streptophyta; Magnoliopsida; Fagales; Fagaceae. Gene Ontology annotation, biological process: protein phosphorylation. The record is from RefSeq and is a predicted model, not a curated record. The transcript has 3 exons. Gene Ontology annotation, molecular function: polysaccharide binding; ATP binding; protein kinase activity.